Molecule: messenger RNA, 1754 nt
Organism: Bemisia tabaci
Lineage: Eukaryota; Metazoa; Arthropoda; Insecta; Hemiptera; Aleyrodidae
Source: RefSeq, a predicted model, not a curated record
UUUGCCUGCAAAAACGCUCAAUCUUUUAUCAAGUGUUAGUGAAGUGAAGCAGUUUUUUAUUUUUCUUCAAAAAUGGCUUUUGCUCUCCCUAUUCUAAUGAAUUUACCCGAAGAUCAACCUCCUCCACCUGGGUACAACGUGAAGGAAAGGAAAUUUGCAGCUGACUUCAGUGAUAAGGAGUUAAAGAGGCAGACUCGUCUGACCCGUUUCCAGUUUGAAUUUUUAUUGGAGCGAAUCGGCCCUCUUAUUGAAAGCCACAGCAGCUCUUCACUCACCAUCUCAGCUGAGACAAAACUUCUAGCUGUUUUGGAUUUCCUGGCCACCGGAGAGUUCCAAAGAUGCUGCAGCCAAAAAUAUGGCUUUGUCCAAAGCCAAAUGUCACUUUUCAUUCAGCAGGUUGUAGAAGCAAUUAUUACUUUGGCCCCCAAAUUCGUACGUAUGCCGAACACUCCUGAAGCAAUGCAGGAUGUUGCAGAGGAGUUUGAGGCUAUGUAUGGGUUUCCGCAGCUAUUAGGGUGCAUUGAUGGAACUUUAGUCCAAAUCCAGACCCCCACCCAGGAUGAGCAUAUAUUCGUUGAUCGAAAAGGCAACCACUCUAUCAACUGUCAAAUCAUUUGCGAUUCCCAUAUGAGAAUAUUGGAUGUUGUGGCCAGAUGGCCAGGUAGUGUGCACGACGGCGGUAUUUUUGAGGUGUCCCAGAUCAAGCAUCGUUUUGACAAUCAUGUUUUUGGAGACUACAAGUUGCUCGGUGACUCGGGAUAUCGACUAUCGCGGUACCUUCUAACAAUAUAUCGCCCUGCUAUUACUGCAUCCCAACAAAUCUACAAUCAGUUGCAUAAGUCGACGCGAUGUGUGGUCGAAAGGUGUGUAGGAUUACUGAAAGGACGGUGGAGAUGCCUGCACAGCACUGGUGGUAAUCUCAUCUAUACUCCAGGAAAAGUUUGCAGAAUGUUCUUGGCUUGCAGCAUUCUUCACAACAUUUGCUUCAUGACUGAAGAUGGUGGACUUGAAGAUAUUGAUGAAGAUCUUAUAAUGAUGGACGACGUAGAUGAGCAAGUAAAUAAUGCAUUGCCUGCUGGCGUGGCGCAUGAUUUGAGGAACAACUUUUUAAAUGCACAUCCUGCUUUCCAUCCUGCCUUCUAUAAUUUGUGAAUUAUCAUAUCAAUACACUGGUCAGGAAACGUUUUUCAACUGUGAGGUAUUUUUGCACGUUGAAGGGCAAAAAUUUAACCUGCAACCAAAUGAUGCAGCUUCUCAUGCAAUGUCAUGUAUGGAACAGCCAGGCACUCCAUCGCCAAGUCUCAGGUGCCAACAACUUAUUAUGAAUCUCCAAAAUCCUACUUUCUGUACAAAAUAUGAAGGGAUGAGAGGGUGGAAGAGAGGACUAAUCACCAUAUUUCAUUAUUAUCACUACAUUUUACGAUUUUGCCGUAUCAGCCGAGAUGUACCUAUCAGGUGAUCAUGGGUCCUAUUUGUUAAAAUUUGUUUGUCUUUCUUUAUUCCUGUACUCCAAGUUUAAAAGUGGGGACUAAAAAUCAGCUGAAAAUUUGUCACCCAUAAAAGCUGCACUGGUUUCACUUGCCCUAAAUCCAGUUCUGCCAAUGACUUUUAUAAUGUUCUUUCAGCACUGUAUUUUUAUUCGUCAAAUAUGGUAAUUGAAACCAUCCACAAAAAGAUAAAAAAUAAAUUGUCAGUUACAGUAGUUUCAAAUCUAAAAAAUUCAGUUUCAAAAUGUGGAGUCCAUAAUAUUUAGC